UGGACGUUUGCAGAGAGAGAGAGUUGAACUUCAGGAAGUCCGAACAGCUGCGUCUGCAGAAAAUCUGCAGAAAAACAAAAGCAGAAAUAAAAGGAUGAGCUUUAUGAGCGCGGGCACGAGCGCGAGCACGAGCCUGCCGAGGAACCUUUGAACCUCCGUCCGUUUGUCUUCGCGAGAGUCACAAGACUGGAGUCGUUUAGCUCCACGGAUGACACGGAGGACGGAACCCAAGACCCGGGACUUCUGUGCACCAUGUCUGUUUACUUCAACCCGGGUUCGGACUCUGGGGUGAACGGAAACAUCGCGAAGAUGGAAGACGCCAAAGUGGAGAUCGAUGAUGGGAAGGAGGAGAGUUUCCACCCGGACACCGUGUACCAGACGGUCCGGAAGAAGAUCAGCCCGUUUGUCAUGUCGUUUGGGUUCCGGAUGUUCGGCGUGGUUCUGAUCCUGCUGGACUUCGGGCUGGUGGUGGUGGACCUGGCGCUGCCGGCCCGGAGCCGGGACGUGGGCAACGCCCUGGAGGCCGUUUCCCUCAGCAUCUCCCUGUUCUUCCUGCUGGACGUGCUGCUGCGGGUCUACGUGGAGGGGUUCCGAGUUUACUUCAGCUCCAGGCUGAACGUGGUGGACGCCUGCGUGGUGGUCGUCACCCUGGUGGUCACCAUGACCUACACCUUCACCGACCUGUCGGGGGCCAGCCUCAUCCCCAGGGUGGUGUCGUUCCUGCGCUUCCUGAGGAUCUUCAUCCUGGUGCGGGUCUUCAGGCUGGCGGCCCAGAAGAAGGAGCUGGAGAAGGUCACCAGGAGGAUGAUCUCGGAGAACAAGCGGCGCUACCAGAAGGACGGCUUCGACCUGGACCUCACCUACGUUACAGAUCGGGUCAUCGCCAUGUCCUUCCCCUCCUCCGGGAAGCAGGCCUUCUACAGGAACCCCAUCAAGGAGGUUGCCAGGUUUCUGGACACCAAACACGGAGACCACUACAGAGUUUACAACCUGUGCAGUGAGAAAGGUUACGACCCCCAGUUCUUCCACUACCGGGUGGAGCGGGUCUUCGUGGACGACCACAACGUCCCGUCCCUGGAGGACAUGCUGAAAUACACGGCCGGCGUUCGCAAGUGGAUGUCCGCCGACCCCCGGAACGUCAUCGCCAUCCACUGCAAGGGCGGGAAAGGGCGCACCGGGACCAUGAUCUGCACCUGGCUCAUCGACAGCGACCAGUUUGAGAGCGCACAGGACAGUCUGGACUACUUCGGGGAGAGGAGGACGGAUAAAAGCCGGAGUUCCAAGUUUCAGGGGGUGGAGACUCCGUCUCAGAGCCGCUACGUGGGCUACUACGAGAUCAUGAAGACGCGCUUCGACAGACAGCUGCCCCCCCCGAAGAGCCUGAGGAUCAAGAGCGUCCGGGUCCACUCCAUCGCAGGUGUGGGUAAAGGCGACGGCAGCGACCUGAAGAUGAAGGUGAUCGUGAGGAAGGAGCUGGUGUUCCAGUGCGUUUGUGCCAAACAGCAGAACUGUACGGUGUUCCCGGACGUGGGCAGCAACGCCGCCGUCAUCAGCCUGCAGCCCGGCCCCCUGGUGGACGGAGACGUGAAGGUCAUGUUCGAGUCCAGCGCCGGUCUCCCUAAAGGAUACGAGGACGUUCCCUUCUACUUCUGGUUCAACACGUCCUUCAUCACCGAUAAUAAGCUGUUUCUGUCCCGGGAGGAGCUGGACAACCCUCACAAGCCCAAGACCUGGGACCUGUACAAGGAGGACUUCGGCGUCACCCUGACCUUCUCCGAGUAAAGAAGAAACUAAACGGAGCACUAAUGAGUUUAGGGAAAUAAAGAGGUUUGCACUUCUGUUAAUGUUUGUGUGGAGGUGACCUGAGCCGAAUCACGUUUACUGACAAGUCUCUGUUGACAUCAAGGAUGAUAUGAGGUGUAUAAAGAUUGCUAAUAAAACCAACAACACUGUGAAA
Cololabis saira (Pacific saury) is the source of this 1957-nucleotide messenger RNA. It is a transcript of the gene tpte, whose product is annotated as transmembrane phosphatase with tensin homology. Gene Ontology annotation, biological process: transmembrane transport; monoatomic ion transport; protein dephosphorylation. Gene Ontology annotation, molecular function: monoatomic ion channel activity; phosphatidylinositol-3,4,5-trisphosphate 3-phosphatase activity; protein tyrosine phosphatase activity. The transcript has 19 exons. The coding region runs from base 253 to 1782 and encodes 509 amino acids. The record is from RefSeq and is a predicted model, not a curated record. Lineage: Eukaryota; Metazoa; Chordata; Actinopteri; Beloniformes; Belonidae. Gene Ontology annotation, cellular component: membrane; cytosol.